This is a messenger RNA of Lolium rigidum, 642 nucleotides long. Its product is annotated as ubiquitin recognition factor in ER-associated degradation protein 1-like. Gene Ontology annotation, cellular component: VCP-NPL4-UFD1 AAA ATPase complex. The record is from RefSeq and is a predicted model, not a curated record. Lineage: Eukaryota; Viridiplantae; Streptophyta; Magnoliopsida; Poales; Poaceae. The transcript has a single exon. The coding region runs from base 1 to 642 and encodes 213 amino acids. Gene Ontology annotation, molecular function: polyubiquitin modification-dependent protein binding.
AUGGCGCGCCUCGGCCUCCUCCACCACGACGCCGACGACCUCGUGCUCCUCACCUGCACGUCGCUCCCCAAGGCGACCCACCUCAAGCUGCGGCCGCACACCUCCGCCUUCCUCACGGUCAAGCACCCCAAGGAGCUCCUCGAGUACAACUUCGCCAGGUACAGCUGCGUGACCGUCGGCGACACCGUGACCGUCACCGAGGGCGACGCGCGGUACCUGUUAGAUGUUGUCGAGGCCAGGCCCGCCCUCGCCGUGUCCACCCUCGAGACCGACUGCGAGGUCGACUUCCUCCCGCCGCUCGACUACGUGGAGCCCCCGGCGCCGGCGCGCGCGUGGAUGUCCACCAAGGAGUUCAGCGUCGGCCCUGGCGAGGUCGCCACCGUCGACUUCGAGCCCCCCGCGGACAUGGUCGGCGCCCGGCGGUUCUCCGGCGCCGCGGUGCGGAUGGACGGCAAGCCCGUGGAUCCGGCCCCUCCGGUCGUGCCCGCGGCGGCCAAGGGCAAGGGUACUAAGAAUGGGCUUCGGUUCGGCGCCGGCGCGUCGGUGCCGGCCGCCGGCAUGGUGGGGAAGAAGACUGGUGACGGCGACAAGGGCAAGGAGGACGGACGGUUCACCGGGCGGAAGUACUCUCUGCGAGACUGA